AUGAAAGAUCCAGACAACGAUGAUACAUGGAAGAUUGUGGGAAGUCCACCACGACGAGGUAGUGUGUCAACACCAAGUGGGAUGAUGGCAACAGCAACCACCAUGGAAGGAAACGAGCAUCAUAGGCGACGAGAAUCAUUUGGCGCGUUUCAAUGGAAAUCCGGACCUACCAUGUUCGAGAAUAGCGACGUCCUUGCUGUACCAAUGGUACCCAAUGUCCCACCCGAGCCAACUUAUCGGCAACAUCGCAGCUUUUCAUUUUCUAUGGGACAAGAUUCGACUAAUUUUGGCUACAAUGACGAUUAUGAAGACGACCACUGCAAAUCUAUUUUGGCAACCACUCUAGAGGAAGACGAUGAUUUGCUUGAAGAACAAAUGCGUCGACUUCGGAUACGUUCCCGAUCUUCCGGUGCAUCUUCUUCUUCGGCUGGACCUUUGACACCAUGGUGGUCUACCACUGCUUUUGGUCCAAGUCGUGUCCCAGGAUACUAUCAACACCACCAUCACCACCAACAACAACAACGUCAUGAUAUUCCUCAGCAGCAGCAGGAAGAUUACUUUAUGAAUUUUCAACAAUAUCCCCCACCACCACCACCCAUGUUUGGUCCCACAGCAGCCAACACAGCAGCAGCAGCAGCAGUAACACCCAAUGAGUUUUGCGACAUGUUUCAUUAUCCUCAACGACGACCUUCACUACCCUUUGCAUUCCCUGAACCAUUUCUUCCAGAGUCGAGCAAUUUGCCUUUUCGACGUAGUUCCCAUCCUUCUAGUGGCAUCAAUCAUCCAUUGGAUACAUCGCUCUCAUCGCCUUUGCCCUCACCUUCAUCACCUACACCCAACACCACUUCAACGACUUAUGCACCACCACCCCAUUUACAAAAGGUCUUGGAAGAACCAGUGACUCUAUCCGAUUCACACCCAUCAUCCAUCAACACGAUUAGUGGCAAUGGAGGUAUUACGGAUCAUACAGCAGCAGUAUCACCAACAACAACAGCAAUUGGUGGAAGCAAUAAGACCCAAUUAUACAUGGUUGAAUUCAAGGCUGGACGCACUGAUUUCUUUUAUUUGGGGGAUGAACAUGUUCAGCCAUCUGUGGGUGAUCUGGUGAUUGUGGAAGCUGAUCGUGGCAAGGACCUUGGCAAAGUGGCCAUGACCAAUCUUUCUCGAGAUCAAGUUUUGUUACUUCAAUCACAAAAGAAGCAAAACGAUCCUACGAAUUCUAUGAACGACAAUAAGACUACAUCAGAAGAUCGAAAUCCAUCAUCGUCGUCGUCAUCCACAACGACCACCACCACAAGUAAUCUCAACGACCUUAAACGCAUUUAUCGAUUGGCAGCUCCUGAAGAGAUCAAUCAACUCUUGGUCAAAGGUCAAGAUGAACAAAAUGCAUUAGCUCUUUGUCAACAGAAAAUCAAGCAACGCAAGCUGCGUAUGGAUGUAGUCGAUGCUGAAUAUCAAUGGGAUCGACGCAAGCUGACCUUUUACUUUGUUGCUGAACGUCGCAUUGAUUUCCGUGAGCUGGUACGAGAACUCUUUAAAGUUUACAAGACACGAAUUUGGAUGUAA
Lichtheimia ornata is the source of this 1566-nucleotide messenger RNA. RefSeq lists its product as uncharacterized. NCBI's taxonomy places the organism in Eukaryota, Fungi, Mucoromycota, Mucoromycetes, Mucorales, Lichtheimiaceae. Gene Ontology annotation, cellular component: cytoplasm. The transcript has 3 exons. The record is from RefSeq and is a predicted model, not a curated record. The coding region runs from base 1 to 1566 and encodes 521 amino acids.